Molecule: messenger RNA, 784 nt
Organism: Erigeron canadensis
Lineage: Eukaryota; Viridiplantae; Streptophyta; Magnoliopsida; Asterales; Asteraceae
Exons: 3
Coding region: 198-686 (162 amino acids)
Source: RefSeq, a predicted model, not a curated record
AUAAAGGUAUCUUGUGAUCCAAAUCAAUGCUGAGUUAUUUUUUUAAAACACUUAACUUUAAUUUGAAGUUGGAAUAGGUUGUUUUAACUUGGCAUCAUUCCAUAAAAUAAGUUGAAGUUGUAAUAGAACCUCUCAGAUACCUUUAAUUUUCUUGGAAUGAAUGAAGUAUUAGUCAUCAAGCACCAGAGUUUUGCUACAUGGACUAUAUUCUAUCCACUACUGUAGUGAGGGCGCGAAUUGCUCAAGAUGCAAAUUCAAAAUAUUGUGUUUACGAAUCUGAUAUAUCAACAGGGAUGGGUGUGGCAGCGCUAUUGUUCCUUCUUUUGAGCCAACUCCUUGUAAUGCUUGCAACUCGUUGCAUGUGCUGUGGGCGAGCUCUGAGCCCUGGUCGUAACAGGGUAUUAGCCGUCUUCUUGUUCAUUACCUGCUGGGUGACAUUCAUCAUUGCUGAGGCGUGCUUGCUUGCGGGCUCUGUCAGAAAUGCACAUCACACAAAGUACAGGACUAUAAUCUCAGCUGACCCUCCUUCAUGCGAGACGCUAAGGAAAGGUGUGUUUGGUGCCGGGGCAGCGUUUGUGGUAUUCACUGGCAUCGUCUCUGAGCUGUAUUAUGUUUUCUACUCAAAAUCUGAUGAAGGUGUCAUCCCUACCAGAGAUACCGGCAUAAGAAUGGGAGCAUUCAACUAAAAGUUUGUCACAAAUGUUAUAUCAUGUUACUUCCGUUUUAUGGGUGUAGAUUAUUGAUUUGGUUUAUAUAACAUUCUUCAUAUGGUUUCGUUUUUGUA